Molecule: messenger RNA, 441 nt
Organism: Conger conger (European conger)
Lineage: Eukaryota; Metazoa; Chordata; Actinopteri; Anguilliformes; Congridae
Product: transthyretin-like
Exons: 4
Coding region: 1-441 (146 amino acids)
Biological process (GO): purine nucleobase metabolic process
Source: RefSeq, a predicted model, not a curated record
AUGACACCUGCAGCAGUCUUUGUCAUCUUGGUGGCCGCCAUCUACCACAUUGAAGCAGCACCUGAGGAGAAAGGCGGUCACAUCAAGUGCCCACUGAUGGUGAAGGUGCUGGAUGCAGUUCAGGGCACUCCUGCGGUCCAGGUGAAGGUCGCGGUCUCCAAACAGGAUACGAACAGCUCCUGGACCAAAGUGACUUCUGGGGUUACCGGCUUAGCAGGGGAAAUCUUUGGUCUAAUCAGAGAGGAGGAUUUUCCUGCAGGAAUUUACAAGGUGGCCUUCGACACUAAAGCUUACUGGAAAACCAAGGGAGUAACUCCCUUCCACGAAAUGGCUGAUGUGGUUUUCACAGCGCACGCAGACGGACGGCGCCACUACACCGUGGCCAUCCUCCUGAGCCCCUUCUCUUACACGGCGACCGCCGUCAUCGCAGACAUACAGUGA